AUGGACCGGAGAACAUUAACCAUGAAUUGGGAUGGUCUCGGAGAAAACGAUGAUGAUGACAGAUUCUUUGAAUCCUAUGAAAGAAUGUCGUUAGUACUGACUGUUCCAGUCUCCGACAAUGAUGAUGGGACAUCGUUUGUUUCUAUCUUCUCCUCCCUCUCCUUCAGACCAAGCCGCAGCCUUGAUGAGGCGGCAGAACCGGGGGAUAUUAAGGAGCAGUGGAAGCGUCAUCUCGAAGUCAUGGAUUUGGCGAGCAAUAAGGACUGCGAAACUCGCCAUAUCCAACUUCGUCUGAGCAAUUUCAAGAAAGGUUCAGGCUGA
Messenger RNA from Fraxinus pennsylvanica, 321 nucleotides. Lineage: Eukaryota; Viridiplantae; Streptophyta; Magnoliopsida; Lamiales; Oleaceae. The record is from the annotation of a GenBank genome assembly.